AUGGCGGCGCCCGGCCCUGAGGAGGAGCCCGACGAGGAGCUGCUGGUGCUCGACACGGAGCCGCCGCCGGUGGCCGUGUGCGUGAAGGCCACGCCGGGAGGCGCCGUGCGGGUGAGCCUCGGCAGCGACGACGACGGCGGCAUCGCGCCCGCCUCCGACUCCGAAGACGGCGACGAGGAAGAGGAGCCCCUGCUCGGCCCCGCCGCGCCCCCCGGACGGAGCCGCAAGAAGCGCGGGAGGCGGCGCCUGCCAGGAAAUGUUGGAAGUACUGCAGAGAUGAAUUUAUUUUUGGAUGAUCCUGAAUUUGCAGAAAUUGUGCAGCGAGCUGAGCAAGCCAUAGAAUGUGGAGUCUUUCCAGACAGAAUAUCCCAGGGAUCAAGCGGGAGCUACUUUGUUAAAGACGCAAAGCGGAAAACCAUUGGGGUGUUUAAACCAAAAUCUGAAGAGCCUUACGGUCACCUAAACCCAAAAUGGACCAAAUACUUCCACAAGAUUUGUUGCCCUUGCUGUUUUGGCCGAGGCUGCCUUGUUCCUAAUCAGGGAUACCUCUCUGAAGCUGGUGCCUAUCUCGUGGACAGCAAACUGGGAUUAGGAGUGGUCCCUAAAACCAAGGUUGUGUGGAUUGUCAGCGAGACCUUUAACUAUAGUGCAAUAGAUCGCGCAAAAUCAAGAGGCAAGAAGUAUGCUUUAGAAAAAGUGCCAAAGGUGGGGAAAAAAUUCCAUCGGAUAGGACUACCUCCAAAGGUUGGCUCCUUUCAGUUGUUUGUUGAAGGCUACAAAGAGGCCGACUUCUGGCUCAGGAAAUUUGAAACGGAGCCUUUGCCUGAAAAUACCAGGAAGCAGUUUCAGUCGCAGUUUGAAAGAUUGGUUGUGCUUGAUUAUGUCAUCAGGAACACCGACAGAGGCAAUGACAAUUGGCUAGUCCGGUACGAAAAGCAGAGUGACGGGGCCGACUGUUCAGAUAAGGAUAUCCAGUGGAUUAACGAAAAGGAGCCUGUUAUUCAAAUUGCCGCAAUUGACAAUGGUUUAGCUUUUCCCUUCAAGCAUCCUGAUGAAUGGAGAGCGUAUCCGUUCCACUGGGCUUGGCUACCACAAGCAAAGGUCCCUUUUUCUCAAGAGACGAUAGAUUUGGUUCUUCCUCGUAUCUCUGACAUGAACUUUGUACAGGAUCUUUGUGAAGAUCUUUAUGAACUGUUCAAGACCGAUAAAGGCUUUGACAAGGCUACCUUUGAAAAUCAAAUGUCUGUCAUGAGAGGGCAGAUACUUAAUCUUACUCAGGCACUAAAGGAUGGGAAAAGUUCCCUGCAGCUGGUGCAGAUGCCUCGUGUGGUUGUGGAGAGAAGCCAUGGUGGGACGCAAGGACGGAUUGUUCAUCUGAGCAACGCCUUCACUCAGACGUUUCACAGCCGGAAGCCUUUUUUUUCUUCCUGGUAGGAGCCGGACAAAAGGCUUUUGUUUUAGCAAAACUCUGCUGUGUGAAGGUUUCACACGGACGGAAUUCUGCUGGACACAGAGCGCUGGACUGCCAAAACCUCAGAACCUUUUGAGAGUUGCAUUUUGAAUGUAAUAAGUUUACAGUUUGUUUAAAAUUGCGAAAUUCUGCAUCAGGGAAAAAAUGAGGAACUUGUCCGAUGCUAUAUUUUUGUAGGCGGAGUUGAUGUUUUCCGUACUUAAUAUUAAAAGGUGGAGAAGAAGUUUACAAUGCCAAAGACUACUUUUGACUACAAUGUUAAGAAACCGUUCCGUUGGAAACGUCAGAAAUCAAUAGCCUAAUUAUCUUUGUUCAAAACGGAGCAGAGCCUUUUCAUUCCUUGUCUGUAAGAGUCCUGCCCUACAUUCUUCCUUAAUGAUACCAGAUUUCUCCGUUAGUUCUUAGAGCUCCAUAUAGUCAGACGUCGGAGAGUUGUCUCUCAGUGGGUCCAGUAUCACUGCUUGCACAUUUGGAAACAAAGGGCAUGAAGGUAAUGAAAUAAAUCCCACAGAAAUACAGGAGGGGAGAUUUAUGUUAUGUUUUUACUGAAUUCACAGACCUCUGCAGUGUAGCUCCCAGGUGUGCCCAAGUGGCAUUUCCCUGCUUGCGUUGAGAAACGGAGGCGAGCCUUUUAAUCACACACGUGUCCUGCCUGACCACACUCAAUGCACUGAGCAUAUUGUGUGACUGGAGCCCGCACAUUCAGAUACGUGCCUCAACUUAGUGAUAAGAUUAUCAGUGGGACCUGCGGGCAUAUUCGUGUGGGACAUCGAUGUGAAUAUGAAUUGGAGACUUGUCCCUGCAUCCUACCGUCUGUAGAUAGAAUUGGGCGGGUGGGGGGAGGCGGGGUUAAGAACCUGCUGUAAGCUCAGUUCCAGGUAUUUUCCUUGCAGUUGAGCCAACCUAAUGCUUAAAGGUACCACUAGGGGAAGAGAAGAUAAAAGCACAAUAAUGCCUUUUGUUUUUCUUGCUGCAGACCAAGUUAUUCAGGUGGGGUUUUUUUCAUGCUUAAAGGCUGCACGUUAAAGCUGGUCUCCAUUUAGAGCUGUAUGCCUUUGCGCUACAGUACUUUUUGGUCCUGAGAUUUUGGGCGUUUUCGCACUGACCUUACUCCGGAGCGACGUCCCUCUUCACCGCGCAGCGUCUGCACGGAUUUCGCACCAACUGCUCCACAGAACCCGGAAGAGCUGCAAAGUCCCGCGGCUUUUGCGUCGCAAAUGUAAACUGUUUUUUGGCGGUUUACAUUUGCGACGCAAAAGCCACGGGACUUUGUGGCUCUUCCGGAUUCUGCGGAGCAGUUGGUGCGAAAUCCGCGCAGACGCUGCGCGGUGAAGAGGGACGUCGCUCCGGAGUGAGGUCAGUGCGAAAACGCCCUUUGUGAGUUGUUGUUUAUGACUGGUAUAUUGAAUUUUUCUCCAUUUGGGACAAGAUGUCAACUCUGUUUCUUUGCAUUGUUUUAUAGCUCCCCCCCCCCCUUUCCUUUUUUAAUGACGGUCAAUGCCCGUUCUUUAGCUGAACACCAAAGCUGAACCGUAUCCGCUGCCAGUCUGCGAGAGCCCUUGCCCUGGAUUGGCACAUCCCUCUCUCCUAACUGCUGCCGGAUCUCACCAGAAAGGUUUGCAGAUUGGCUCGCUUUCUGGGUUCCCAUCCAUUUCUCAUCACAAAAGCCCUCAGCCGUCUGGGGCCUCUGCUGCUGAAUAUAACUCGAUUCUGAAAUGUCAGUUCCGGAGCUAAUAAUUUAGGCACCUUCGUUAGUUGUACUUUUUUUAAAAAAAAAAAUUCAGUGUUAUACUUGAAUGUCAGGGCCUAAGUGGUGCCUGCAGCGAAGAUGAAAGUUCUCUGUUAAGUGUUUCUAGCAAUGUUGUAUCUUCCGCUGCUGAGCAAUACUUCCGAACUACUCAAAGCGGUCACUUCCUGGUUUCAUGUGAUUUGGGAGAUGGUAAACUAAUUAACGCAGCAUGUCGGGACGAUAUACUUGAUAUACUGGAAUGUCGAAGCCUUAAAAAUAUCAAAUUCAUUGUACUGUGGCUUGAGAAAACAGAGUUGUCAACUUUAUACAUUUACUGUGGUUUCUGUUUUUAUCAGUGCUCUUUAAUUUUUUUUUUUUUUUUUUUUUGAAGAAGAAGGUAUUCUCACACUCUGCUCACACAAUAAACGUCCUGGUCUGUGAUGUAAGUUUUUUUAGUUCCAAGUGUCUUACUGAUUUGCUGCUUCUCUUCUUUCCCCUGAGGUUUUCCUCAGAAAUGGAUUUUAUGCCAACAAGUUAAUGAUAUACAUCUAUUAAAAUGUGUCAUUUGAAGAAG
Heteronotia binoei (common prickly gecko) is the source of this 3774-nucleotide messenger RNA. It is a transcript of the gene PI4K2B, whose product is annotated as phosphatidylinositol 4-kinase type 2 beta. Bases 1 to 1434 code for a protein of 477 amino acids. Gene Ontology annotation, molecular function: 1-phosphatidylinositol 4-kinase activity. The record is from RefSeq and is a predicted model, not a curated record. The transcript is spliced from 10 exons. Gene Ontology annotation, biological process: phosphatidylinositol phosphate biosynthetic process; endosome organization; Golgi organization. Gene Ontology annotation, cellular component: lysosomal membrane; trans-Golgi network; plasma membrane. Lineage: Eukaryota; Metazoa; Chordata; Lepidosauria; Squamata; Gekkonidae.